CAUCUUGAAUAUAAAACUCAUUCAAGAGACUCCAAAAAAACAAAAAGAACAAGUCAAUGGGAGUUUGGCGUCUUUUCAAGGGUGCUAACUAAGAGGGAAAGGAUAGAAAACUCCGCAACAUUUCAUGUUUUAAUUUGCUUCUUUGAACAACAUAGAAAAUACAAUGUUGGGAGCUGGUAAGCUUCUUGAAUGUGUAUAUAUACGUAGUCAAUGACAAAUGCAGUUUGGAAGAUUUGAGAAGAGGGGGAGAAAAGUUCCAUGUGUUUUGCAUGGGUUGACUAGGUUGUAUUGGGAUUUUAAGCAGAUCAUAUAUCCUCUGUUUCACCUAAAAAAAUACAAUUAGAUAUCACUAAAAAAAAGAAACAGUCAAAAUGGAAAGUUCAAAGAGUGCUUAAAGAUAUUUUGGAGCUGCUAUUGCAGAAUAUACAAUUUACUUUGAAAGCCUAGAGUAGUUUUUACAAGAAAAAAUACACAAGCAAACUGUUGAGUGUGGUAGAAGCUGUUUCUAAUGUAUAUGAUUCUAAUCAUAUGAAAUGGUCUGGGUUUGAAUAAAAUCUCUUGGCAAUCAACAGCAUAAAGUGCUUUGACUUUUCAUACCAAAUAAACAAGAUAUAUAUUGACCUUUUGCUAAUCCUGCUAUUUGAUUGUGUCAAAAAAAUGUGUCCACAAAAAGUUACAAUCUCUUGAUCUACAUAAAUGUUACAACUUGGAACCUAGCUGAUCAUAGGGACAUUCCCUUCUAGUACAAUGACACCUUCAAGAGUUUUUUCCCUUCUUUGUCUCCUUGUCAUACUUACAUCUCACACCAAUGCCCAGCCAAGCUUCUUGUACCAUUUCUGCAUGAAUGAUAAAGGCAACUACACUGAAAACAGCACCUACAAGACCAACCUCAACACCCUCUUAUCAUCUCUUUCUUCCAACACACAAAUUGAUUAUGGCUUCUACAAUUUCUCUGAAGGCCAAAACUCUGACAAAGUUAACGCAAUUGGGAUGUGUAGAGGAGAUGUUCAGCCAGAAACAUGCCGCAGUUGCCUCAAUGAUUCAAGAGUCCUUCUCACGCAGCGUUGUCCAAACCAGAAAGAGGCUAUUGGCUGGUAUGAUAACUGCAUGUUGCGGUACUCAAACCGUUCAAUAUUUUCUGUCAUGGAACCUCAACCUACAUACUAUUUGUGGACACAGAGCAAUGCAAGUGAUGUGGAUCAGUUCAAUCAAGUGCUUCAGGACUUGGUGGGAAGUUUGAGAAGUGAAGCUGCAUCUGGUGAUUCUCUUAAGAAGUAUGCUGCAGGAAAUGCAGCAGGGCCAAGCUUUCAAACUAUAUUUGCUCUUCUGCAAUGCACUCCUGAUUUGUCAGAGCAAGAGUGCAAUGAUUGCUUGGUGGAGGCUAUCUCAGAUAUCUCAAGUUGUUGUGCUGGCAAGACAAGUGGGAGGAUUGGAAAACCAAGCUGCAAUCUUAGAUUUGAUACUUCACCCUUCUAUGACUCUACUACAACUGAUGCCUCUCCUCCAUCACAAUCACAAGUACCUCCUCCAGGCGCAAAUAAUACUUCCACAAAAGGAAAUAACAACACAACACGAAUUGUCAUUGCGGUAGUUGUGCCAAUUGUAGUCAUCACUGUACUGGUCAUAUCUGUGUGCAUCUUCUUAAGAGCAAGGAAGCAAAGGAGACAUAUUGAUGAUACUGAUACUGAAGCUGACAGUGAAAUUGAACCUGCUGAUACAAUGCAGUUCAACUUUGAGACCAUAAGAAAGGCUACAAAUAACUUUUCCGACACAAAUUUGCUAGGUCGAGGAGGAUUUGGGCCUGUUUACAAGGGUAAGCUUUCAAAUGGACUAGAAGUUGCUGUGAAAAGGUUGUCAAUAAAUUCAGGACAAGGAGAUACAGAGUUCAAGAACGAGGUACAGUUGGUGGCCAAGCUACAACACAGAAAUUUAGUCAGGCUACUUGGCUUCAGUUUGGAAAGAGAAGAAAAGUUACUAGUUUAUGAGUUUGUUCCCAAUAAAAGCCUUGAUUACUUUAUUUUUGAUCCAGUUAAGCGUGCACAUAUGGAUUGGGAAAGGCGGUAUAAAAUCAUAGGAGGCAUUGCCAAAGGCCUUCUUUACCUUCAUGAGGAUUCGAGACUGCGAAUUAUUCACCGUGAUCUCAAAGCAAGUAACAUUCUCUUAGAUGAAGAGAUGAAUCCUAAGAUAGCAGAUUUUGGCAUGGCAAGAUUGUUUGCUGUGGAUCAAACUCAAGGAAACACAAGUAGAGUUGUUGGAACGUAUGGAUAUAUGGCACCUGAGUAUGUAAGGGAAGGACUGUUCUCAGUGAAGUCAGAUGUGUUUAGCUUUGGCGUACUUGUUCUAGAGAUUGUAAGUGGCCAGAAAAAUAGUAGCUUCUAUAAUGGAGAGUAUGUAGAGGAUCUAAUAAGCUUUGCCUGGAAAAGCUGGAAGGAGGGAACAGCAUCAAAUCUUGUGGAUCCUACAUUGGUUAAUGGCUCAAGAAAUGAAAUAAUGAGAUGCAUCCACAUUGGUUUACUAUGUGUUCAAGGAAACUUAGCUGACAGACCAACCAUGGCUGUUGUUGUGCUCAUGCUUAACAGCUACUCACUCACUCUCCCAGUACCUGCAGAGCCUGCAUUUUUCAUGAACAGCAGAGGCUUGUCAGAUAUUCAGUCAUGGGAGGAAGAUGAUUCAGGGACAACAACAUAGUCAAUAAAAUCUGUUGUUAGAGUGUAUAUCAGCAUACUAAUGUAUAUUAGAGAAUGAAUUAUAUGUGCAUGAAAAACGUUUCGUUUAAUUCUUACAAA
Messenger RNA from Lotus japonicus, 2786 nucleotides. Its product is annotated as cysteine-rich receptor-like protein kinase 26. Gene Ontology annotation, molecular function: protein kinase activity; ATP binding. The record is from RefSeq and is a predicted model, not a curated record. Gene Ontology annotation, biological process: protein phosphorylation. The coding region runs from base 748 to 2688 and encodes 646 amino acids. The transcript is spliced from 7 exons. Lineage: Eukaryota; Viridiplantae; Streptophyta; Magnoliopsida; Fabales; Fabaceae.